GAGAGAAAGAAGAGAGAGAAAAGGAGACGCGGAAAGGAAGAGGAGGGGAAAGGCAAGGAGGCUCGGAGGGAGCCCGAAGGAGAGCCGCCCGGCUGUUUGGGGAACUAAAAGGAGCUCAGCGCGGCGGCGGCGGCGGCAACAGCGACGGCGGCAGCAAUACGCUGAUUGCAACUGACAGCGCCUGCAGUUCGUUUCAAGAUGGCCGCUUGGCUCACAUUCAUUUUCUGCUGAACGACUUUUAACUUUCAUUGUCUUCUCCCGGCAGCUUCGGUCGUCCCCCGGCAGCGCCUUUCCGCGGAGUUUCCUCGGAUUGAGCCAAAAUGCAUCGCACCACCCGCAUCAAAAUUACCGAGCUCAACCCGCAUCUCAUGUGCGUGAUCUGCGGCGGGUAUUUCAUUGAUGCCACCACUAUCAUCGAAUGCCUGCACUCCUUCUGUAAGACUUGUAUUGUGCACUACUUGGAGACCAGCAAGUAUUGUCCUAUUUGCGAUGUCCAAGUUCACAAAACUAGGCCUCUUUUGAACAUAAGAUCUGAUAAAACUCUCCAGGACAUUGUAUACAAGUUAGUACCAGGUCUUUUCAAGAAUGAAAUGAAAAGAAGAAGAGAUUUUUAUGCUGCUCAUCCAUCUGCUGAUGCUGCCAAUGGCUCUAAUGAAGACCGGGGAGAAGUUGCAGAUGAAGACAAAAGGAUUAUAACAGAUGAUGAGAUAAUAAGCUUGUCCAUUGAGUUCUUUGACCAAAAUAGAGCUGACCGGAAAGGAAGCAAAGAGAAGGAGAAUGCCAAAGAGGAGGCCAACGACAAAAGAUAUUUACGCUGUCCUGCAGCAAUGACCGUAAUGCACUUGAGAAAGUUUCUCCGGAGCAAAAUGGACAUACCCAAUGCUUUUCAGAUUGAUGUCAUGUAUGAAGAAGAGCCUUUGAAGGACUACUACACGCUAAUGGACAUAGCGUACAUUUACACUUGGAGAAGGAACGGCCCCCUCCCUUUAAAGUACCGCGUACGGCCAACUUGCAAGAGGAUGAAGAUCUGUGGCCAGCAGCAGCGAGACGGCUCGCACAACAGCGGGGAGCUGGAAAGUGACUCUGGCAGCGAAAAAGCCAGCAGCCCCGCGGGAGGCGCUGCUGCUUCCACUUCGUCCUGCGUGCUCAGCCCCAGCACUCCGGUGCAGUCUCCUCACCCCCAGUUCCCCCACAUCUCUAGCACUAUGAACGGAACCAGUGGCAGCCCCAGCGGUAACCACCACGCCUCCUUUACCAACAGAACCCGGAAAGCGUCCAUCAAUGGCUGCUCCGCGACUUCCUCUGGCUGACCCCAUAAACUCUCCUUUCUGAAUCUGAAGACUGGAUGCCGAGGUUAGGGCACUUUUUCUGCCCUUCGGCCUCUAUUGCGCCACACCAUAAAGCUUUACAGUUGCUAAUUCCACAUGUGUCUAUGCCUGACAAUGAAUAAAAGAGGAAUCAUGACUGGGUGGACUAGGGAUGGACCUUUUUUAGAUUAAACAACCACCACAGCAAAGUGUUUUCUUAAGGACUAGCAACACGGAAAAACAAACAAAAGAUACCAAUCCAGAUAUUUCCGGAGUACUUUUUUGUUUUUUGGCUUCCCAUCGUUAAUCUGUUUCCUGAUUUGGACUCAAGAAUGUCGGAAAAUGGAUGGCUAUCACAAAUGAGACCUAAGUUUUUUAAAUCCAGAUUAAUUCCUACAUCUCUCUCGGAUUAUGAACAUUGUUCCGCUGUUUUGGAGAAUCUCAUUGAAAGCAAGUGGUUUUCUUUUCCUUCUCCACCUUGGGAUGCGUAAACACCAGACUGAAUAUGCAUAAAACAAUGCGUACAUGUAGCCACACCACUGUGAAUAACAAUGUAUUUGCUUUAUUAGCCAUUUUGAUUUGUAGUUUGCAUCCAUGACUUUUCUGUGCAACGUGGAAGCCACUGAAAGACCAGAAAGGAAGGGAAGGGGGAAGUGGUAUGGAAGAAAGGAAGGAAGAGGGGCAGUCCAUGUUCAGUUUUACACUUGUAUGCCUAAAAGCGGGUAUUGCUAUUUCUUUUACUGGUUGGUUUAAAGAAAAGAGAAAUCACACGAGAAAACAAGAUAAGCUCUUUUUGUAAGGUUUUGAUGGCAUUGUGAGCUUGUGGAAGAAUGACAAAACAGGAGGCAGUAUUGUAUGAUAUAUUUAUAAUGAAAAUAUUGUGUUUCACGCAGUGUUGAUGAUGGUGGUUAAAUUCCCCACUGGCUCGACCCUCGCAGAUGCUUUGUGGGGUGGGAGUUGGGGGCUCUUUGCCAUGAAAAUCUUUCACGAGCUCUUUGCCAUGAAAGCGGGAGAACGAGUUUCCAUCUCCUUAACCGGAAGCAAUCGGCAAUAUCAAAAGGAUUUCAUGAGCCUUGUCUGGUUCCCAGGAUUUUUACUUUUACUCAAUGUACUUAAUUGUUUUAAUGCUGGGGAGGGGAGGGCGAGGGCAGGCGUUGGAGAAAAUGGAGGAAUGUGGGAGCAAUUUGACUUCAUUCGUUUUAUUUGGGAAUGGAUAGGGAUUUGUGGUCAUUUUUUUCCCCCAGAAAGAAAAAGCACAGGAAUGCAUAUAAGAAGCCAUAAAGUAUGCAGGAAUCUUUUUCAUUCAUUCUUUCUAAAGAGAUCAGUAAAUUGAGGAGAUGAAGGCUUUUUAUCUAAAUUUGUUUUAAUAUAUAUGUAUGUAUAUGGUACAGUACUAACUUGGUUAAAGAUUAACAGGUACGCUGAUAUUCUCCAACAAGCUGUCGGGAAGCCUUUCUGCAAAACAGUUUUCUGAAGGGAUCAGGAUUUUUGAGGGUGGGUGGGAAGGGAAGGCUUGAAAAUGUAAGUCUCUUGAAGAAUCUCCAAUACCUUUCAGUUUGUGCUUUGCUUUGGUCAAAAUGUGUGUGUGGUGUGUGCGUGCGUGUGCCUGUUCUUCACUCAUCAGUUACACAUUUGUGAGGGUGUUUAUCCUAUAUGCUUAUUGUUUCAUGUUUGUACAGGGAUAUUCUAGCUAAGUAUUUCGUUGUCUCCAGUCUGCAAAAAAAGAAAAAAAGCACAAUUCUAUGCUUUGUCUUGCUUACAGUCAUUAAAUCAUUACUUUUACAUAUA
Molecule: messenger RNA, 3095 nt
Organism: Candoia aspera
Lineage: Eukaryota; Metazoa; Chordata; Lepidosauria; Squamata; Candoiidae
Gene: BMI1
Product: BMI1 proto-oncogene, polycomb ring finger
Exons: 10
Coding region: 321-1310 (329 amino acids)
Biological process (GO): negative regulation of transcription by RNA polymerase II
Cellular component (GO): PRC1 complex
Molecular function (GO): promoter-specific chromatin binding
Source: RefSeq, a predicted model, not a curated record